CGCAACGGGGGCGGCUUUUUCCUGGGUGGGGUUUGUGAAGUCGUGGCCCGUUAGCAGGAAGCGGAGCAGUAGCCCAGACGCUGGAGAGGAACCCAAUCCGAGCCCCCCCUUGGUCCCCGGAGUUCCAGCCUUGCGUACUGUGUUCUCAGGUCUGCCCGACAGUUUCCAUCCAAACUUCGCCAACUCGUUUCCUUUGCCGCCACCAUGCCCAAGACGAUCAAUGUGCGGGUAACCACCAUGGAUGCAGAGCUGGAGUUUGCUAUCCAGCCCAAUACCACCGGCAAACAGCUGUUUGAUCAGGUGGUGAAAACUAUUGGCCUGAGAGAAGUUUGGUUCUUUGGUCUGCAGUACCAGGACACCAAGGGUUUCUCCACUUGGCUGAAACUCAAUAAGAAGGUAACUGCACAGGAUGUACGAAAGGAAAGCCCUCUGCUCUUUAAAUUCCGGGCCAAGUUCUACCCUGAAGAUGUAUCUGAAGAAUUAAUCCAGGAUAUCACCCAGCGCCUGUUCUUUCUGCAAGUGAAGGAAGGUAUUCUCAAUGAUGACAUUUACUGCCCACCUGAAACUGCUGUGCUCUUGGCUUCUUAUGCUGUCCAGUCCAAGUAUGGUGACUUCAACAAGGAGGUGCACAAGUCUGGCUACCUGGCUGGAGACAAGUUGCUGCCUCAAAGAGUCCUGGAGCAACACAAACUCAACAAGGAUCAGUGGGAGGAACGGAUUCAAGUCUGGCAUGAAGAACACCGUGGCAUGCUCAGAGAGGAUGCUGUCCUGGAAUAUCUAAAGAUUGCUCAAGAUCUGGAGAUGUAUGGUGUGAAUUACUUCAGCAUCAAGAACAAGAAAGGCUCAGAAUUGUGGCUAGGGGUAGAUGCCCUAGGUCUCAACAUCUAUGAACAGAUUGACAGACUGACACCCAAAAUUGGCUUUCCCUGGAGUGAAAUCAGGAACAUCUCUUUCAAUGACAAGAAAUUUGUCAUCAAGCCUAUUGACAAAAAAGCCCCGGACUUUGUCUUUUAUGCUCCUCGACUGAGGAUUAACAAGCGGAUUUUAGCCCUGUGCAUGGGGAACCAUGAGCUAUAUAUGCGCCGCCGCAAGCCUGACACCAUUGAAGUGCAACAGAUGAAGGCACAGGCCCGGGAGGAGAAGCACCAGAAGCAGAUGGAGCGUGCCUUGCUGGAAAAUGAGAAGAAGAAGCGUGAGAUGGCAGAAAAGGAGAAGGAGAAGAUUGAACGGGAGAAAGAAGAACUGAUGGAGAAGCUGAAGCAGAUUGAAGAACAGACUAAGAAGGCUCAACAAGAACUGGAAGAACAGACACGCAGAGCCCUGGAACUUGAGCAGGAACGGAAGCGUGCCCAGAGUGAGGCUGAAAAGCUGGCCAAGGAGCGCCAGGAAGCUGAAGAGGCUAAGGAGGCUUUGCUGCAGGCCUCCCGGGACCAAAAGAAGACCCAAGAACAACUGGCUUCAGAAAUGGCAGAGCUGACAGCUCGGAUCUCUCAGCUAGAGAUGGCUCGACAGAAGAAGGAGAGUGAGGCUGUCGAGUGGCAACAAAAGGCACAGAUGGUACAGGAAGACUUGGAGAAGACCCGUGCUGAGUUGAAGACUGCCAUGAAUACACCUCAUGUGGCAGAGCCUGCAGAAAAUGAACAGGAUGAACAAGAUGACAAUGGGGCAGAGGCCAGUGCUGACCUGCGGGCUGAUGCAAUGGCCAAGGACCGCAGUGAGGAGGAACGUACCACUGAAGCAGAGAAGAAUGAGCGAGUGCAGAAGCACCUGAAGGCCCUCACUUCAGAGCUGGCCAAUGCCCGUGAUGAGUCCAAGAAGACUGCCAAUGACAUGAUCCAUGCUGAGAACAUGCGACAGGGCCGAGAUAAAUACAAGACCCUGCGUCAGAUCCGGCAGGGCAACACCAAGCAGCGCAUUGAUGAAUUUGAAUCCAUGUAGUCAUGUAAUGGACACCCAGCCUCUAGGGACCCCUCCUUUAUUCUUCCUUCUAUUCUUGAUACCUUUGUAUAACUCACACUGUGCUGGAGCCACUAACUAGAGCAGCUCUGGAGUCAUGCCAAGCAUUCAGUGCAGCCAUGGGACCAAACCUAGCCCAUCAGCCCUGCUCAAUUCCUUGGGCAGACAAACAGCCCACUGUGGUGCCAAUGGGAUCCCCUUCUCCCUCCCUAACUCAUUUAAUCUAGCUUGCUAGAAUAGACCAUUUCCCCAGCUCUGAGGCACUUUCCCUUUGAUUAGGCAAAAACUUCCAUACGUAACUGUUACCCAUGAGAGAGAAAUGUAGAGUAGAUUGAGUAUCCCUACUCACGUAUACCAUCAUUGCCUUCCUCUUCCAUGUCAUGUGUUUUUAAAUUUUUUUUCAGGGUUGGAUUAUAGGGUUUAAAAAAAGAGGUAGGGCCCUGAUAGGGUCACCUGACCUAAAAUUUAGCCUCCCAGAGCCCAUCCAUUUUCGAGGCUUUCUAAUGCUUGGAGAGUAAGAUUCAGUCAUUAUUGUUUCUAUCUCCCAGAUUUGGGCUGUUAGAAACUCAGUAAUAGACCUUUUCUCUUAGUUUAGGAACUCAGUUUCUCCUUAGUGUAGGAUAGAAAGAUAGUGCCUUCAAGGGGCUUUAUAGCCUACAAGGCCAUUGGUCUUUUUGUCCAGGUAAGAAUGGGUAGAAGACCCUGCCCCAAUGCCUUAUGGAGCCUAAGCUUCAAUCAAGUGACCUCUGAACAGUAGUAUCUCAUGUUAUUCCAGAACCCUAGUUCUUCUCUGGAUCUGCCCCUGUCCCCUCCAAUCCCUAAAUCACUUCCAGCUAGAACAGUAGGGAUGAGUACCUGAAAGCUUAACCAGCUCCAUAUAUACAGCUCUUGCCAAAAUAAGUGUUCACACCUUUUGUCAGUAUUUUCCCUACCAGUCCAGGUCACAUCCCCCAUCAGAACUAUUUGGGCCCUAGUUCCUGCUUCACAGCCAUCUUGGCCUUGGUGUGGUGAGCCCUAGACCUUGAUGCCAGUAGGCUCAAUUAGGGAGUGGACAGAAGAAGGUACAUAUGGUAAAGAAGCCCAUGCCUCUGAUCCUAC
Octodon degus (degu) is the source of this 3054-nucleotide messenger RNA. It is a transcript of the gene Msn, whose product is annotated as moesin. Lineage: Eukaryota; Metazoa; Chordata; Mammalia; Rodentia; Octodontidae. Gene Ontology annotation, molecular function: cell adhesion molecule binding; actin binding. Bases 205 to 1938 code for a protein of 577 amino acids. The record is from RefSeq and is a predicted model, not a curated record. Gene Ontology annotation, biological process: regulation of cell shape; positive regulation of protein localization to early endosome; regulation of organelle assembly. The transcript has 13 exons. Gene Ontology annotation, cellular component: apical part of cell; adherens junction; filopodium.